This is a messenger RNA of Larimichthys crocea (large yellow croaker), 2652 nucleotides long. It is a transcript of the gene rdh5, whose product is annotated as retinol dehydrogenase 5 (11-cis/9-cis). The coding region runs from base 1074 to 2072 and encodes 332 amino acids. NCBI's taxonomy places the organism in Eukaryota, Metazoa, Chordata, Actinopteri, Sciaenidae. Gene Ontology annotation, biological process: retinoid metabolic process; steroid metabolic process. The record is from RefSeq and is a predicted model, not a curated record. The transcript is spliced from 6 exons. Gene Ontology annotation, cellular component: intracellular membrane-bounded organelle. Gene Ontology annotation, molecular function: all-trans-retinol dehydrogenase (NAD+) activity.
AGAUCUUAUCAUGUGGGAACAAAGUUUUGCAACAGAACUACUAGUAAGCCACUAAAUACAAUAACUGGAUAAGUAUGUGCCUGGCUGUGGUGAUUGGACAAUUAAUGGAAUGUGUGACGUGAAGCAAAGUUAUGUCACAAUGCACGAGCCUGUUUAGUGCAGUAAUAUAAUUGCAGGCGUGUUUGGUAAACAAUAACUGCAUACUAUUAUGGUAGAAACCAGCUCAUAAUACACUUUAUCCUCCAGUUUGCACUUCAUGUGGAAUAGAAAUGUCUCUUGUCCCCGUAACCAUAAAUCUUCGCUGUAAAACUAUGUGUAAGCCAACAUUUUGACAGAAACGUCCUGAAGGCAACUUUAAGGUUUUUCAUGGAGGAAAUGAUUGUGAAGCAAUUCAUUUUUAUGCUAGAUAUUUUUCAUUAUACCACAAUACAGCCAACUUUACAAUGGCCACUUGUUUACUGUCAACAUCAGCAGUAUGAGCUGAUUAGUUUCAAGGCAAAUGUUACACAGUACACUGCAUAUAUUGUGUAUGCUCAAAAAACUACAUACAAUGAGAUUAUGCACAUGUUUUUGAGGUGCUCCAGGCUUUAACGUGAGAUUAUUAUAAAAUUGUUUUAACACCCUUAAAACAUAAAGUCUAUUGUGCCUGUAUACUCCGGGAACCAGCAGGUACUGAAAAAGAAAAGGAAUAGUCAAGACUUCUUGUCUGGUACGUAAAAAAACCUGACAUGAUUUGAACGUUGAUCAUGUACUGUAUGGUACAUACUGUAAGGUAUGAUUAUGUUUGAUAUUCAAGUUCACAUUGUGUACAGAAAAUUUUCUACGUAUUCUGUAAUUCCCACCCCUUUUUUAAAGAUUAGGGAUUACCAAUGGCGGACUUGUCUUAAGGGAUAAACAACAGGGAUAAAGCUUCUCUCUGACCAGCCUCCGUGAGUUAACACAGAAGAAUACCUAGAAAGGGAAAGGGAAGAGGACAGAUAAGUUGUGUGGAUCCAUCACUUCUCAAAACGAGGAAAACGCUAGCAUCAAGUCCUCCACGUGACUAAAUACCCAUUUCUAAUCUUAGAAGCAGCAUGGACACACAGUUUUUCUACGACUUUUUAGGGGAAAAUGCUUGGCUGUACAUCAGUGGUACCUUAGUGGUGUUGUGGUUCAUCGUGUGGCUGUAUAGAGACAGCCUGGAGAUUGAGGACAUUAGUAACAAAUAUGUCUUUGUGACCGGGUGCGACUCAGGGUUUGGAAACCUGCUGUGUAAGAAGCUUGAUCGUAAAGGUUUCCGUGUACUGGCUGGCUGUCUCACAGAAAAGGGAGCUGAUGACCUGAAGAGGGUAGCGGGGCCUUAUUUGAAGACUGUCCUGUUGGAUGUGACCAGUCAGGAUAGCAUCGAAAAUGCCAUGGAGUGGACCAAGAAGGAGGUCGGCGAUAAGGGGCUUUGGGGUAUUGUGAACAACGCUGGACGCUCAUUACCCAUGGGUCCAUCAGAGUGGAUGAGAGUGGAGGAUUUCCACAGCACACUUAAAGUUAACAUGAAUGGAGUGAUUGCCAUGACGAUGACCUUUCUGCCCCUCGUCAAAAAGGCUCAUGGCCGCAUUGUGAAUGUAGCAUCUGUGCUGGGCAGGGUAGCUGCAAAUGGAGGUGGAUACUGCAUCUCCAAGUUUGCAGUGGAGUCUUUCUCUGACUGCCUCAGGAGAGAUAUACACUACUUUGGAAUCAAUGUGUGUAUUAUUGAGCCCGGGUUUUUCAAGACUGCGGUGACAAGCCUCGAUCCCCUCGAGAGGGAGCUGCACCGCCUGUGGAACCAGCUCAGCCCAGAAGUACAAGCCAGCUAUGGAGACAAGUAUCUUGAUAAGUACAUCAAGGUACAGCGCUUGAUCAUGAAUGCUGUCUGUGACACUGACCUUACCAAGGUGACCAGCUGCAUGGAGCACGCUCUGACUGCGGCCUACCCACGCACCAGAUACAGUGCUGGCUGGGAUGCCAAGUUUCUCUGGAUCCCCCUCUCUUACAUGCCUUCCUGCGUGGUUGAUAUUGGGCUGUGGCUUGUGCUGCCUCGUCCUUCAAAGAGCGUGUAAUGACUUUGAGAAUAUUUCUUCCAAGUUAGCAGCUCUUUUGUGUCAUUUUGAUGCAGUACAGAGGUUGAAAUAAUUUUUUUUUGCCUUUCGAAAUACCCAUAUUCCUUAUCUACAUCAGCCAAGCAAUGAUCUCAUGUUGCAGUUAUUAUAUUUAUAUGUGCAUAAUCUGCAAUGUAAAAGUUUGCUUGCUACAAUAAUAAAAUAUUAAUAAUAAAAAAAGAAUGAGACUGUAUUAUACACUUUUCUGUUGAAUUUUUUAUUAUUUGUUAACACUAUGCUGUGCCUUUUGAAACUCCUGCGAUCGUCCCUUGAUUUGGAUACUGUUAACCAUCAGAGGUUAAAUAAUCAGGAUUUUACUAUCAAGAAACUGUUUCUCGAAAGCAAAAAAGAUCAGCUUAUUGUGGACACAAAUUAAAGAAAUACAAUGAAAAUAUGUAUAAUAUAUAACUAUCCACAAUUACAACAAUGUGUAGCCACAUGAUGAUGGUUUCUGAAUAUCCUUGUGUAAUGUGAACAAAGAUGUAUAAAAAAUUUUACACAUCGGUGACUUUCAUGUUUUGAUUUUAGUGCGAGGGGUGAG